GCAGCGCUAGUCCUGUCAGUCGCGAUAAUUGGUCCGUUGUUAGCGACAAUUAACCACUUUAUGUCCUUCUAUCUCGGGGAAAAAGAUGACUUCAGCACACGUGAAUUUGCGUUUAACAUGUUCCGCAAUUUGGUGGUACAAGGCAACCUGAUUUCGUCCGCGCGCUGGCCUCUGCGGUGUAUUUUCUUCUCGUGGUACCUCUUCUGCUUCUAUGUCUGUGCCUUGUACUCCGGAACGCUGACUGCCGUGCUGGCCAUCCCUGCCUUUGAGAAGCCGAUCGACUCCCUGGCGGACUUGCUGCGGGCCGUGAAGGAGGACGGCUUCAGUCCUCUCCUAAUCCACGAUACGUCUAAUGUGCACAUCCUGAAGGAAGCCACGUCGGGAAUAUAUAAGGAGAUCUGGGACAGAUUUGAGCCUGACAGUGGCUACGUGUUCAGCGCCAAUGAAGGCGUCGAUAAGGUCCUGACGGGGAAAUUCGGCUUCAUCAACGCGUGGUUGGUGUCCGAGAUCCGAAUCAGCGCUCGAGGCAAGGAGAAGUACCACUUGGCUCGCCAGACUUACUACCCGCAGAGAUACGGCGUCGCCCUCCACUCAGGGGCUCCGUACUUGGCCGUUUUUAACAAGAAGCUAACCCAGCUGGUGGAAUCCGGCCUUCAUCGGCAAGUGGAGGCGAGACGUGAUCGGAAGGGCGUCCGGGAAGGUAGCUGACGAAGGCCCCCACGGAGGUCCAGGCGCCAUCACCCUGACGCAUCUGCAGGCCGCCUUCUUCGUGCUCGGGGUGGGACUCCUUGUGGCAUCCUUCGCUCUGGGCUGCGAGGUCGGAUGCUGCGGGAGGCGAGGCAGGAGGGAGCGUGAGGAUAAACCCGGAACUUCGACCUCGCUUACAGCUGGACGCUAAUUUUCACGGGAUUUUCUAUUUUCAGAAUUUAUCUUAUUCUUGUAUAUCGCAGGGGUAUUUCUUAAGGAACGUUUUAUUUAGAACUCGGACGUAGGACGUAAGAGGAAUGCGUAAAAUCGGUAAAGAAAAAAAAAUCAUGAGUAAACACAAAUUACUUUCAUCUUUAUAUUGUGUAUUACACACACACACACACACACACACACACACACACACACAUAUAUAUAUAUAUAUAUAUAUUUAUUUAUUUAUUUAUAUGUGUGUAUUUAUAUAUAUUAUAUAUUAUUUCUUUGUACCACCUAAAACCAGUAUUUUAUUUUCUGCUUGAACUCUGAGAAGAUUUUUUUUUUACUAAUUUAGAACUUACUUGUCUUUUCCCUCACUCCGUACGUCGUCCUGUGUUUGCCAGUUUUGCCUUUACUGUACGUCUCGAAUUUGUCUUGUUUCUCUCUCUCU
This is a messenger RNA of Penaeus chinensis, 1351 nucleotides long. RefSeq names its product glutamate receptor ionotropic, delta-1-like. Bases 61 to 708 code for a protein of 215 amino acids. Lineage: Eukaryota; Metazoa; Arthropoda; Malacostraca; Decapoda; Penaeidae. Gene Ontology annotation, cellular component: membrane. Gene Ontology annotation, molecular function: ligand-gated monoatomic ion channel activity. The record is from RefSeq and is a predicted model, not a curated record. The transcript has 5 exons.